CAUCUGCGCCGUUGCGGGAAGGCGGGCGCAGCGCAGCGCCGCGUCGUGCCGAGGCCGGGCAUGGCCCAGCUGGGCGCCAUCGCCGCUCUCGUCCUCAGCUUCCUCGCCGCCGCCUUCCUCUCCGCCAUCCAUAAGAUCGAGGAAGGUCACAUCGGAGUCUACUACCGCGGCGGCGCGUUGCUGACCUCCACCAGCGGGCCGGGUUUUCACCUCAUGCUGCCCUUCAUCACGUCCUACAAGUCAGUGCAGACCACGCUGCAGACCGAUGAGGUGAAAAACGUUCCGUGUGGUACGAGUGGAGGAGUGAUGAUUUACUUCGACAGAAUUGAGGUGGUGAAUUUCCUGAUCCAGAGUGCAGUAUAUGACAUAGUGAAGAACUACACUGCUGACUACGACAAAGCUCUCAUCUUCAACAAGAUUCACCAUGAGCUUAACCAGUUCUGCAGUGUCCACACACUCCAGGAGGUCUACAUUGAGCUGUUUGAUCAGAUUGAUGAAAACCUUAAACUGGCAUUGCAGCAAGACCUAACUACAAUGGCCCCUGGAUUAAUUAUACAGGCAGUUCGAGUUACAAAGCCAAACAUCCCUGAAACAAUCCGGAGGAAUUAUGAGCUCAUGGAGAGCGAGAAGACAAAGCUGCUGAUUGCAGCACAGAAGCAGAAGGUGGUGGAGAAGGAAGCAGAGACAGAAAGGAAGAAAGCCCUCAUUGAGGCAGAAAAAAUAGCACAAGUUGCUGAAAUAACCUAUGGACAGAAAGUGAUGGAAAAAGAAACAGAGAAACGGAUUUCAGAGAUUGAAGAUGCUGCGUUUCUUGCAAGAGAGAAGGCAAGAGCUGAUGCUGAAUGCUAUACUGCUAUGAAAGUAGCCGAAGCUAACAAGCUGAAGUUAACUCCCGAGUACUUGCAGCUGAUGAAAUACAAGGCUAUUGCAGCAAACAGCAAGAUUUAUUUUGGCAAAGAUAUUCCCAACAUGUUCAUGGACUAUGCAGGUAGCCAGAGUAAAUUUGCGGAGGGACUGGCAGAAGGAAUCCAUGAAGAGGAUGGAGCAGGACCCAGUGAGGACACAAAACUGCUUCAUAACACCAACUGAAAAGAAACAUUUAUAUUUGUUUUAUAUCAAAAGAAACAUGAACUGGGAAGUUCCUUUUUGUUUUCCCCUUUUCCUGUACUGAAAGAGAUAAAAUUUAAUCCUCUCAAUCUUUUGUAUGACAAUUAGACACAAUGACUUUGGUAUUUAUGGAGUGUUGUUCUGGUAACUGCUAAGUAAUCUGCUCCAGGUAUGUCUGCUAGAUGCACCUCUCCCUUCUAAUGGGCUAAUAAACCCAUGAUUCCAGAGAGGCUAGCUAGGCUAUCUGUUCUGCAGCCAGCUUAGAUGGUUAAUUACUUUUGAAUUGAGGUUGUUAGUAGCAGUUGGAAGUUUUGAGAUUUUGGCAGGAGGGGGAUUGCUGCUAUGACCUUUUAUUUUCUAGUUGGAAAUUUCUAGUACUUAAUUCAAACACCCUUUGAGAAGGAAAGAAAAAAAAAAAAUUAAAAAGGUGCUAGACUUUUUGUACACUACCCAUGUCUGCUUCAGGGCAUUGCUCAGAUGGUGGGGUCACUGCCUGGGGCACUGGGACUAACAGUCCAUGUGUACACUUCAGGCCCAUCCUGCCUGCAAGGUGUAGCAAAAAUAUGAAACUACCAUUUACUGAGGUCUGAGCCAAAGUGUUUUUUCAGUAGUGCAGUUGAAACCGCAUGCACAGUGAGGUCCAGCACUUCAGCUGAAGUGUUGCAGGUUACCCUGGGGGAGAUGUAAGCCUUAGACCACGUGUCACACAGGUAGUGGCCCAAACUACUCAUUUUCUGCAUUUUAACACUGGUUUCUUUUCCAUUUGUCAUACUUGGGUAGAGCAGAGGGGAGUUGGUGUUUAUCUGCUGGCUGAGGGGCUUAGAUGUGCUGGUGGAGGCAGUGCCUGCCAGUGGCUGAUUGAACUUAACUUUUGGUGAAACCAGGCUGCAAGCACGGUACUUGUCACAGUUGUCAUAGUCAGAAGAAAGUAGAGAGAAUGCAAUUUUUUGUCUCAGGGACCCUGACCUUGCAAAAAGCCUUGCUAGUGAAAAACUGCUUGAAUGAUUCAUCCCACAGUCACUGCAGUACCUCUGCUGGUCUGUGAGAGCAGUGGAAUUUCAGUAUUUGCAGUGUUGUACUAAAGGAUGUUCAGAGAAGCUGAAAUGAAUGGAACGUUGUACCUAGGUGAUUUUUUUUUCAGAAUGGACCUUGAGAGGAAGAUCUCGUAGGAGCAAUAGACUCAAAGCACCAUUUUGAAAAAAAAAUCACAGGGCAAAAAUGACAAUUAUUAAUUGUUGUUAUAGUUUGCAGCCAAUGCAUCCUUAUAAGAUGAUGAAAGCAUAAGCACUAAGUUGGUGAGGACCAACCUGUUGAAUUUCUGAUCUUUUGCCCCAAAUGCUUGCUGCUUACGAAGCUUGGUUUCACAUUUCAGUGUUUUUAAUGCAUUAAUCAUUUUAAAUAAGUAAUUUACACUAACAUAGAAAUCUCAUUAAUUUCUGCUGCUUGUUCCAGUAUUUUCAUUUCAGUUUUAUUUUCCCUGUAAGAAGAAUUACAGUUGAUACUUGAAAAUGCAAAAUAAAAGAGAUUGUCAGUUUCUGCUGGAGAAAAGUCCCAUCUCCUUCAUGUCAUCUUUGUAUUUGCUGUAAAAUCUUAAGCUGAGGAUAGUUCCAUCUCCGGACUGACAGCACAAUGGUUAUAAAAACUGCAUUGAGAGGUAGGCUGUAAUAUUGCUCACUUUUCUAAAUAGGUCUCUGCAAGAUGUUGAAUAGAGAACAGCAGAAAUGUAGGGGUGACGUAAUAGUACCUAAACUUAUAAGGUGAUCUCAUUUGUUUGGCAUUAUUUUGCAUUCAUGUUAAGGUUUUCCAUUAGUAAGUAAAACCUACUUUUUAUGAAAGUGUUUUCACUAAUGAGGGGACACAAAUAAACCAAAUGGUAUUACAAAGAAUGUUUUUGUAUGAGUUCACUGUAUAAGAAUCGCUUGGAAUAAAUAGGUCUUAUGGAUUUUUAAAUUGAAAACAUUACUGCUGAAGUAUUUCUCAGAGGAAGGGGAAGAAUAGAAGGACUAGCCAGUAUUAUUGAUUUCAAACUUGCAUUUUUAAAACAUUUUGGAACCUUUGUGCUUCUGCACCGCUGAAAACAAAGUAAUUUAGUUAACCUAUUAACAGAUUAACAACAAAAAAAGCAAGAACAAAGUUGAAAUUGUACCAGUCCUUACAGACCGGAGUUGAUCAUUGUUUUUCAUUCAAGUUCUUCAUUCUAUGUAUAAUUUCCUUAAUUUUUCCAGAGUAGAUGUGUCACUACAUGUAAACCUUUAUCCCAUUUAUCUCUUUCGCUGUCAUUCUGUCAUCUCCAUGAUCUUGCAGUCUCAAAAGGAAGAUGUAAAUGCUAAAACAGCUCUGUCUAACAAAGAAGCACAGGUUUGCUGUUUGGCACUGCUACACCUGGGAACUGUUAGCAGGGGCAUGGUGAUGCUUUACCAGUGCAGCUGUGGAUCUGUAUACUGAAUUAAAAGCCUUUUUAUUUUGAUACUUGCUAUGACAAUAAAAUGGCCUUCAAUUUUAA
Meleagris gallopavo (turkey) is the source of this 3610-nucleotide messenger RNA. RefSeq names its product ER lipid raft associated 2 (gene ERLIN2). Gene Ontology annotation, biological process: SREBP signaling pathway. Gene Ontology annotation, cellular component: endoplasmic reticulum; endoplasmic reticulum membrane. Gene Ontology annotation, molecular function: cholesterol binding; ubiquitin protein ligase binding. Lineage: Eukaryota; Metazoa; Chordata; Aves; Galliformes; Phasianidae. The record is from RefSeq and is a predicted model, not a curated record.